Messenger RNA from Patiria miniata (bat star), 1429 nucleotides. RefSeq lists its product as uncharacterized. The record is from RefSeq and is a predicted model, not a curated record. Bases 142 to 993 code for a protein of 283 amino acids. NCBI's taxonomy places the organism in Eukaryota, Metazoa, Echinodermata, Asteroidea, Valvatida, Asterinidae. The transcript is spliced from 9 exons.
CCCAACUUGCGUCUAUUGCCCUUGCCAACAUCACCUGCUGUAACCCUGCCAUCUAUUGAACACAGGCCCAGAGGUCGUCGUUUAUUUUCUGUAGUAGUAGAUGACUUUACUCAGUUGUCUAAACAGUACAUUCGAAAUAAUAUGGCUACGAGCAACAAACUGUGCUACACAUCUGAACAGGUUGAAGUCAAUCUGAUGAAAGAAAGUGUUGAAUUUUGGAAGCGCAAUGAUAUUAUUCUUCCUGUAGCGCCAUUACUGACGGCAAAACAAUUGUUAGAGUUGCCUGGAAGGAGAAGUUUGACAAUGAGCAAGAAACUGAUGGCUUUAUGGAAAAGCAAAGCGGUUCCAAAUGUGUCAGCUAAAAGCAUUGUAAGUUAUCAAACAGUAAGACGAGACAAAGAAACAUCUAGUGCAACAGAGUCUCUGUCUUCACAGGUACAAGGUUCUAAUCAAGAAAUAAUGCCGGGAAGUCCAGAGCGACCGAGAGAUGUAUCAGUGGAUUCUGCUACAGGGUCUAGGAUGGAAGAAACUCCACCGAUCUUUUCAGAUUUGAGCCAAUUGUCUGAAUCAAGAGACAGUACACAACCAAGCUUUCAAAUAGAACACACCACAGGAAGGCAAAAGCGGCACCUGACAGGACAGAGCAUAGAAGAAGAGACAACUACACCACUUGACAAGACGGGGAUGGAAAUACCGGUACCUACUUUGCAAUUGGAAGGCAUACCAGAGACACAUAAAUCCCCAGAGAAUAGCUCAUCAGAGGAAGAUCAACCCAUCAAAAUUCAUCACCAGAAAGUUGUCAGAGACAUUGCUGAGCUCACUGCCGUAGAUGAGACGAUAACAUUUAAAGAUCUUGUGCCAUUAUCUACUUCAUGUGCUCGGGCAAGCAAGGUGUUCAGCAUCUGUGUUGAGUUUGCUGCUUCAAACUUGAUUGUGAUUUGGCAAACAAUUGCAUAUGGAGAUAUCUACAUCAAACGGGGAGAACUAUUUUAGAUGAUGACUGACGUUCUGUAAGUGCAAACAACACUCCAUUUUCUUGUUGGUGCUGACACUAUUUUUCUUUAAUACGAAAAUACUGCAUAAUUAAGCUUCUUCAAAUGUGUCAUGAAAUAUCCUGUAAUGGGGCUUUAUUUCACAAUAUAUUAUUAAACAUCGCCAACAAAGAAAGUCCACACCCAUCGGAGGGGUCAUAAUUUUUGUGAUCGUCUGAUGAUGACAUCAUUUAUUGGGGAAUUUUGUAAGCUUCAUUUUGAUACCCUGUUUGCUACCAAGUACUGUAAAUCUUCAAAGAUUGACAACAGAUAUGAAAAAUGAUGCAGUUUGAAUAGUUGCAAAUUUAAUAAGAUUACGCUAAGCAUAACCACACAUGCCCGUAAUUGGGCCCUAUUGACUGCACAGUGCUCGAACAAAGUGUGGGUAAUUCAAUUCG